AUGAUAGCUGAAGUCGUUCGCCCCGCCAUUUCGGCGUUACCGACAUUGCGAAGAUUUGGUAUCACCAUGGUACAGGAGGUCCACUUGCUCGACAACAUCCGCCAGUACCAGCCCCAGUACUACCAGAUGUCCCGGCAGCUGAUCUGGCAUCGGGUGCCGGUGCUGCGACGGCUGGCGGUGUUCAUCCUCUUGUUCUUGGGCAAGAUGGGCGAGUUGAGGGUGAUCUUGACCAAGCGGUCGCUGAAGUUGAGACUGUUCCCCGGCCACGUCUCCUUGCCCGGGGGCAAAAGUGACCUGGCAGUGGAGACCGAGUGGCAGGUGGCGCGUCGCGAGAUGGAAGAAGAGAUCGGCAUCUCCCAGAGCAAUGAUUUCUUGCUUAAAAAUAUGGGGUUCACCAUUGAGCACUUGAACAUCUUGCCGGCGUACCUCUCGCGUACGUUUUCCGCCGUCCGUCCCUGCGUGGGGUUCAUGAACGUUCGCAACGAGGACGACUUGCAUAAACUUAAGAUCUCCCUCAACCCCGGCGAGUCGCUGCUGAUCUUCUCGCUGCCACUUCGAGACUUCUUACACCCGAUCUCCGAGGAGCUGUACGAAGCGGUGGAACGGACGUCGCAUAAGAUCCGCUGGGGCGGAUUGCCCUGGAACUUGCGCCUGUACAUCUUCAAACAAAACAACCCCAACGAGGCCGAGUGGUUGCGCGAGAUUGACGACCUCCUGAUGAGCGAGGACGAGCUCGAAGACCUUGUCACUGGUGACAAACUAAGCAAACUGGAGAAGCUCGAAGCGUGGGGGAAACUCGGUCUGCGUCGCGACGAAGAAACCAACGAGAAAGUCUACGACGUGUGGGGGUUGACCGCCAACAUUUUGCAUGAUAUCGCCGAGGUGGUGUAUGCCAACCGCACCUCCCGCGAGCUCGGUGAGGAAGAGCUCAUCUACUCCAUCUGGAAGUACGGGGGGCAAAUGCACGAAAAGAAGCGCCUGGAAGAGGAAGUUAAGUUGAUCAACUCGCGGUCAUUGCCCAACGAAUUCGGUUUUAAUGAUAUCUUACCCCGUACCGAGUUCUUGAAACUCAAACAAAUCUAUAAGCUCUGA
Messenger RNA from Diutina rugosa, 1092 nucleotides. RefSeq names its product 8-oxo-dGTP diphosphatase (gene PCD1). The transcript has a single exon. Lineage: Eukaryota; Fungi; Ascomycota; Pichiomycetes; Serinales; Debaryomycetaceae. The coding region runs from base 1 to 1092 and encodes 363 amino acids. Gene Ontology annotation, molecular function: coenzyme A diphosphatase activity; acetyl-CoA hydrolase activity. Gene Ontology annotation, biological process: coenzyme A catabolic process. The record is from RefSeq and is a predicted model, not a curated record.